Drosophila willistoni is the source of this 1133-nucleotide messenger RNA. RefSeq lists its product as uncharacterized. Gene Ontology annotation, biological process: positive regulation of Notch signaling pathway. Bases 36 to 1121 code for a protein of 361 amino acids. The record is from RefSeq and is a predicted model, not a curated record. The transcript is spliced from 2 exons. NCBI's taxonomy places the organism in Eukaryota, Metazoa, Arthropoda, Insecta, Diptera, Drosophilidae. Gene Ontology annotation, cellular component: nucleus.
AAAUGCUUGCACAUCACUAACAUACGUUUUUAAGGAUGGCAUGUGAAAGCGGAAAUUUAAGUUUUUGGAAUGAUUUUGAAUUAAAGAAGCCACCGCUGGUAAACAUACAGGUGACCGAUACGAAAUUUGCCAAGCACAUCUUUGUGGCCAUCAACAGGUACUUGCAACAGUUGACAGCGCCCGAUGCAACAGAGUUUGCUGAGACGGCUGCCAUGAUUGGCCGGCUUAUGGCGCGUCGAAAGAACUCGUUUCAUAAUAUGCCCGGAUUUCGGGAUCUAUGCAAACUGAAUGCUUCCUUGUGCCGUCUACUGCGUUUGGACUUGCCCCGUGAGUUGGAACAUUUUCGCAGUGCUCUACCUGACAUAUGUGAUGACGAAUUGGCAGGAGCUUUGCCCACACGCAGCAGUUUUGAGUAUAUUUUGGUACGGUUGUUAGCCUACUACCAUCUGCAGGAGCGCAUACGCGAAUGCUGUUUGGGGGCUGCCAAUUAUUUUGCUCAAAUGCUGCGAAACAAUUUUUUUAUGGAAUUUCUUACACUGCUCAUGGCAGCCGUGGCCAAGAUCAACAAACUGAGCUCACUUCAGAGUAAUAAAUGUGUGACCCUUUAUAACAAGUUGAGGCCACAAGUUUCGAACUUUCCCCUAGUGGAGAAUCACAAGUUUCUGCCUAAGAUGUAUGAACUUCCAGCGCAAUUAAGUGUGGUCAAGACAAAGCUGAAACAAGAUGACCCAGCUAGUGCUAUUCCUUCCUCGACUGUAUUACUCAAACCUCCACCGUUGAUCACGAAAGUGGAGAAGGCCAAGCAGGAAAUUAAAUCUGAUGUGGGCACUGUGAUUGAACGCAAGUCUGCGGUCCAGGCAAGAAAGCCCAUUAACCAGGUAGAAUUCGAUGUCGAUUCGUUAGUCACAAUAGAGGAUGUCAAGCAAUUUAUUGCUCGAGAAUCAAAAGCGCGUAACAAGAGCCCAGUACCUGCCAGUUGUGUGACCAAGACCAUACCCAAAAACGAAUGGUUGACGGCUCGAACGCUUUUUCAAAACAAACUCCAAGCCAAAGAAAACAAAAAGGCUUUAACCAUUUUUCGUAAGUUUAUUAGCAGCAAAAUAAAAAACAUAAAACAUUAAAGAAAAAUGAAA